Culex pipiens pallens (northern house mosquito) is the source of this 1461-nucleotide messenger RNA. RefSeq names its product IST1 homolog (gene Ist1). The coding region runs from base 122 to 1291 and encodes 389 amino acids. The record is from RefSeq and is a predicted model, not a curated record. The transcript is spliced from 3 exons. Gene Ontology annotation, biological process: protein transport. Lineage: Eukaryota; Metazoa; Arthropoda; Insecta; Diptera; Culicidae.
UUUUGUUGUUGUAAAAAUUUCGUCUUGUGAGUCACUUGGCUGCGAAAUACGAUUUUACCUUCUAAAAUUUAAUUAAUAUUGUUUUUUUGUGGUUCGCGUUAGUGUAAAACUCUUGGCAAACAUGUUUUCCAGUGGACCUAACUAUACUAAGCUGAAAACAAACCUGCGACUGGCGGUUAACCGUUUGAAGCUGCUGGAAAAGAAGAAAACAGAGUUGGCUCAAAAGGCUCGGAAGGAAAUUGCGGAUUAUUUAAUUGCUGGAAAACCGGAACGGGCAAAGAUCCGGGUAGAACAUAUUAUUCGUGAGGAUUACCUCGUCGAGGCGAUGGAAAUCGUGGAGAUGUACUGCGAUUUGAUCCUGGCCCGGUUCGGGCUGGUCACUCAGAUGAAGGAAAUUGACGAAGGAAUCGAGGAAGCGGUCAGCAGCAUAAUCUGGGUCGCCCCAAGGUUGCAGGCGGACGUUUCGGAGCUGAAAAUUUGCUCGGAUAUUUUUACGGCCAAGUACGGUAAGCCGUACGCGGAGCAGGUUCGCGCGGCAAUUCCACCGCACAAGGUGUCGGACAAGCUGAUGCAUAAACUGGCCAUUCAGGCGCCGCCGCGGCUGUUGGUGGAGAAGUACUUGAUUGAAAUUGCCAAGAUUUUCAACGUGGAAUACGAGCCUGAUCCGCUGAUCAUGAAGGACGACAAACCAAGCCCGGGAAACAGCAUACUGAUUGACCUGUCCGAUCGGAACAAUCUGGACGGUGGAAGCGGGGGAGGUUCCUCUUCUGGGGGAGGUGGCGGUGGGGGUGCUCCGGCGCCUCCCGGAUUUAUUGGAUAUCCGCAGCCACCGGCGCUGCCUCAAAUGCCGCAAAUUCCGCCGUCGGCUCCGUUUAGCUAUCCGGGACCAAGCGGUCAAAACUUUGGCUCUGCUUCGGCGCCGCCGUUCAACUAUAACAUCCCACCGAAUCCGUCCGGACCGCCGGCUGAUGAGGAGAAGGAUUUGAACAUCAACGCAAACUUUUUGAACCAGGAAAAGCACUCCGCGGGAGAAUCCGGACCGCCGCCGUCGUACGCCUCGCUCAGCCCGGACGAUAACAUGCAGAAUUCGACCAAACCCAAACCGCAGCCCCGGUCGAAGAUUUCCCCGGAGAUGAACUUCCCGAUACUGCCGAACGUGCCCGCGGACCUGCCGGAUGUUCCCAACGAUAGCACGCCAACCAGUGGUGCGGCAGGAGCCCGAAACGACAACGACGAGAUUGAUUUUGACGAGCUGUCCAGACGGUUCGAGGAGUUGAAAAAGCGAAAGUGAAGAGUUGCUCAACUUUAUCGAGGGCAGAUAUAUUCGAAAUUUUCAUAUAUUUUAAGGCUUGGAAAUGAAAUACCGUUUACUUUGAAGAUUAUUUUGAUUUAUUCACUGAGCAUGUGUCGUUCUAUGUUUAUUACGAAAGGAUAAUAAAGUAUAAUAUUACCAAUAAAGAA